UUCGAUCACUGUCAACAUGGCAGCUUCCAUUCGCUAUGUUCCGUGCAAGACGUGCGGGUAUCACAAGUCAUUUUCAAGACAUAAGUUUCACAGAUUCUUCUCGAAAAAAUGCCAGGGUGGAGUCGGGAUGGAGAAGUGUCGUGGGGCUGGAGAUACAUGCCCAGAUACAGUCCAUGUCCAAGCUGUUCUCUGCCUCAGCUACGAAGUAUGGAAGUCCAAUAAACACACAAGUCUCCUUCUUUGAUGCUGCCCUGCCUGGCACCCUGCCGGUCCUGAACCGAGAGUGUGUCGCCGCAGGUGUGCUCACAGCACUGGCCCUCAACUGUCACGUCAACCAAGUGUCCAAGUUUGACAGAAAACACUACUUCUAUGCUGACCUUCCGGCAGGCUACCAGAUCACCCAGCAGCGACAACCCCUGGCAGUGGGUGGAGAGGUGGACUACAUGACUGUGGAACCCAACAGGAAGCUACCCCCGACACAAAGGAAGGUCCGACUGAUCCAGCUGCAGCUGGAACAAGACAGCGGGAAGAGUCUCCAUGACCCCACAGGUCACAUCAGUCUCAUCGACCUCAACCGAGCAGGUGUUGGUCUGAUGGAGAUUGUGACAGAGCCAGACUUCAACAAUGGAGAAGAUGCUGCAGCGUUUGUGAAGGAGCUGCAGCUGAUACUGCAGACCCUGGGGACUUGUGAUGGCAAGAUGGCAGAGGGCUCAUUGCGAGUGGAUGCCAACAUCUCAGUACACAGGCCAGGAGAACCACUUGGGGUGAAGAGCGAGGUGAAGAAUAUCAACAGCACCAGGGGUGUCGCCAAGGCGAUAAACUUUGAAAUAAAACGUCACAUCAGUGAACUGGAAGCUGGUCGCGAGAUUGUCAAUGAAACCAGGUCAUUUGAAUCUCACAGUGGAAAGACAGUUGCAAUGAGAGACAAGGAGAGACUGAUUGACUACCGCUUCAUGCCAGAGCCAAACCUGCCUCCCCUUCAUGUGUACUCAACCGUCCCAGACCAAACCAGGCCGCAGGUCAUCCUCAUAGACCAAGUACAGGCCACCAUGCCGGAACUCCCUGCCCAAACGCGCUCACGUCUGCAGGAACAAUAUGGCCUCUCUUUGUCUGUGGUCCUUACUCUCAUUAAUGAAAGGAUGGUGUCCUACUUUGAGACUGUGAUGAAAGAGAAGACUCGAGACGCCAAGUCUGUGGCCAACCUGCUUGUCAACGAACUGCUUGGACAGCUCAACUCACUGUCACGGACCUUCCCCGACAGCCCCAUUUCUACAGAACAGUUUGGAGAGUUGUACGACAUGUUCCAGAGAAGAGAGGUGUCGUUUGACAUCGUGAGGAAGGUGUUGGGCGAGAUGAGUCUGCACCCCGACAGCAACCCCCGGAGGAUUGUGACGGCCAAUGACUGGUUCCAGAUACAGGACGUGGACAGACUCACACCAGCAUGUGAAGAAGCGGUUCAGCAACAGCAACGAUCUGUGGAGGAAUACAAGCGGGGGAACUACAAGUCGAUCAGGAGACUGGUGAACCACGUGCAGAGGAACAUGGAACAUCGCGCUGACCCAGUGGUGGUCAUACAAAUACUGAAGAACUUGAUGGACUGAUGGAUUGUUACAUGGAAUAAACUAUACAUUCACA
Molecule: messenger RNA, 1635 nt
Organism: Haliotis rubra (blacklip abalone)
Lineage: Eukaryota; Metazoa; Mollusca; Gastropoda; Lepetellida; Haliotidae
Product: glutamyl-tRNA(Gln) amidotransferase subunit B, mitochondrial-like
Exons: 12
Coding region: 36-1601 (521 amino acids)
Biological process (GO): glutaminyl-tRNAGln biosynthesis via transamidation; mitochondrial translation
Molecular function (GO): glutaminyl-tRNA synthase (glutamine-hydrolyzing) activity
Source: RefSeq, a predicted model, not a curated record